Molecule: messenger RNA, 2179 nt
Organism: Gymnodraco acuticeps
Lineage: Eukaryota; Metazoa; Chordata; Actinopteri; Perciformes; Bathydraconidae
Gene: prkab1a
Product: protein kinase, AMP-activated, beta 1 non-catalytic subunit, a
Exons: 8
Coding region: 139-942 (267 amino acids)
Biological process (GO): signal transduction
Cellular component (GO): nucleotide-activated protein kinase complex; cytoplasm; nucleus
Molecular function (GO): protein kinase binding
Source: RefSeq, a predicted model, not a curated record
GGGGGAGGGGUUAGGGUUAUUCAGUGUGACAUAUGUUUUGUUUUCUAUCCAUAAUAAAAUGGGACAGUUAAGCUAACAAGGAUACUCUCGAAAAGCUUCUCAGUGACCUUGCUCCAGCCUCCUAGAAGACACAUCGCCAUGGGGAAUACAAGCAGCGAGAGGGCGGCCAUGGGCCAUGGGGAGAAGCGGAGGGACAGCCGGGGAAACAAGGAGGGAGGCGGGCCAAAGAUCCUGAUGGACAGCCCGGAAGACGCAGAUAUUUUUCAUGGUGAAGAUAUGAAAGCUCCGUUAGAGAAAGAGGAGUUCCUCGCAUGGCAGCAAGACUUAGAAGCAGAUGACAAAGGGCCAACUUUAGACCGACCGACAGUGUUUCGCUGGACCGGAGACGGCAGGGAGGUGUACAUCUCUGGAUCCUUCAACAACUGGGCCAACAAGAUUCCCCUCAUCAGAAGUCAGAACACCUUUGUGACUAUUGUUGAUCUACCUGAAGGGGAGCAUCAGUACAAGUUUUAUGUGGAUGGCCAGUGGACCCACGACCCGACCGAGCCUGUUGUAACCAGUCAGCUUGGGACAGUGAACAACCUCAUCCAGGUGAAGAAAACAGACUUUGAGGUGUUCGAAGCUCUAAUGGUGGACUCGCAGAAAUGCUCCGACAUGUCAGACCUCUCCAGCUCUCCUCCCGGGCCCUACCAUCAGGACGCGUAUGUUCCUAAACAGGAAGAGAAGUUUAAGUCUCCACCCAUACUCCCCCCCCACCUGCUGCAGGUCAUCCUCAACAAAGACACUGGCAUUUCUUGUGACCCUGCAUUGCUCCCAGAACCCAACCAUGUCAUGCUGAAUCACCUCUACGCUCUCUCCAUUAAGGAUGGAGUGAUGGUGCUCAGUGCGACACAUCGCUACAAGAAGAAAUACGUCACCACCUUAUUAUACAAGCCCAUCUGACCGCGCUUCAAAUCCUUUUAACGAGUGUAACAAAAUAUUAGCUCCGUAACAUAGAGAGCAGGGAAAUCCAGGACUUAUCACCUGGAUGAGAAUCUCACAUUUAGCUAAUAAGAGGCUAACAGCUCUGAGAUGAUAUUUUGUACACUCAGUUAUUGUACACUCCAAUCCUACAUAAUCUGCCUAUAUUUGUUCACUGAAAACCUUCUCUAGGUUUCUUUUCUGCUAUAAGACAUUUAGAGGCAGGUUGUUUGUGGUAAAGAGACAGACAUGACACGAGGAGGAGUGGUAAUGGUUCGAAAAUGUGACUGAAAGUCCUCAAUUACACGAGGUCGCUGUAGCGUUUCCCAUGAUUGAGACGACAAAGGUACAAUCAAGAAUGUGAAUGUCGAGGUCAAAGAAGAAUUCAAUGCACUGCAGCAGUUCUCCACUGUUUAUCAUAGCGUUUUGUUCAGUGUUAAUCAUAAAGCACACAGUAGAUAUUUUAUAUCAUUUGUGAAGUUUUUUUUGAUGAUGUGGUUUGUUUUUGACUUGCGGUGGUAAGUUAGUUUUAGACCAACACUUUUUUAAUUUGUUGAGAACAUUUGGUCUAAUGUUUAUUAGCUUUCCACUACAACAAGGUUCAUUUCUAAUGUAGAAUAUGCAUACAGUGUAUGUACACUUGCAGGACGACGAUGUAUCAGGAGAAGAAUGCCAACCCUUUUUAAUUUAUUUAGUGGUCUUUACACUAAAAAACAUCAUUUUCAUUCAUUUUUUAAAAGUGCAUUCCAGAAAUCAAUUGUCAGCUUUAAAUCUGUCUCAGAAUGUGAUGAAACAGACAUAUAAAAGAGGGAAAAAAAGAUAUAUUAUUAGAAAUAGUAGAAAAAAGACUUGAUGAAGGGACCAGUAUUGGAUCUUGUGACAAACCGUUAGUGAAGUUAAUAAUGCAUUUUUUAUAGUUAACAUGUUUGUACUGUUCAUGUAUUCCAUGAAGUUUGAAGGUCCUGAAUGUGUUUUAAGUUUAAGAUAGGAUUUGUAGCAUCUAUUUACAUCCAUGUAUCAUAAGCUACAGGCCAGUAGAGACUGACAAUCUCCUUUGUUUGUUACUUCUGCUUUUGUUUGAGAUCUAACAUGGUGAUCAUUUAUUAAUUUCAAAUGCUAGGUUUUGAAAUAAUUUCAUAUCAUUUAAAAAAAGUGUUGCUUACCCUUUGAACCAAGCUGAUGUGUACACUUUUGUAUUAAAGAUUCCGUUACAAAUUCA